Messenger RNA from Scomber japonicus (chub mackerel), 1691 nucleotides. It is a transcript of the gene acaa1, whose product is annotated as acetyl-CoA acyltransferase 1. Bases 64 to 1341 code for a protein of 425 amino acids. Gene Ontology annotation, molecular function: acetyl-CoA C-acyltransferase activity. NCBI's taxonomy places the organism in Eukaryota, Metazoa, Chordata, Actinopteri, Scombriformes, Scombridae. The transcript is spliced from 12 exons. Gene Ontology annotation, biological process: fatty acid beta-oxidation; phenylacetate catabolic process. Gene Ontology annotation, cellular component: peroxisome. The record is from RefSeq and is a predicted model, not a curated record.
CAGGAAACGCAGCAGGCUGACAGUUCACAGCUGAUUCACGCAGACUUUAAACUUGAACUCAACAUGCACAGAUUAAAGAUAGUUUCAGGACAUUUGUCUCCGUCUGGUCCUCCAGAGACAAGAACAGUAACCAGAGCUCAGUGCAGCGCUGCAGCCCGCAGCCCGCGGGACGAGGACGUGGUGCUGGUUCACUGCAAGAGGACUGCUGUAUGCAGGGCUAAGAGAGGAAGCUUCAAGGACACGACGCCUGAUGAGAUGCUGAGUGCUGUGAUGACAGCUGUGCUUACAGAUGUUGGAUUAUCACCUGACAAGCUGGGAGACGUCUGUGUGGGUAAUGUUCUGCAGCCCGGCGCCGGAGCUCUCAUGGCCCGAGUGUCUCACUUCCUCAGCGGGUUUCCAGAGAGUGUCCCCGUCUACACCGUCAACAGACAGUGCUCCUCCGGCCUGCAGGCGCUGCUCAACAUCGCAGGAGCCAUCAGGACCGGAUCCAUCGAGCUGGGACUCGCCUGCGGAGUGGAGAGCAUGUCGCUGCAAUCGAUGGGAAACCCUGGAGAUCUGAGCUCCAGACUGAUGGACGUAGAUAAAGCCAGAGACUGCAUCAUCCCGAUGGGCAUCACCUCAGAAAACGUGGCAGAGAGAUUCGGGAUCACCAGAGAGAAACAGGACGCCUUCGCUCUCAGUUCUCAGCAAAAAGCAGCGAGGGCGCAGAGCUUGGGCCUGUUUGACCAGGAGAUCGUCCUGGUCAACACCAAGUUUGUGGACAGUGAGGGUAAAGAGCGGCAGGUGACGGUCACCAAGGACGACGGGAUCCGACCCGGGACGACGCUGGCGGGACUCAACAAACUACGGCCGGCCUUCAAACCUGACGGCAGCACCACAGCAGGUAACUCCAGCCAGGUGAGUGAUGGAGCAGCGGCCGUGCUGAUUGGUCGUAGGUCUGCCGUGGAGUCUCUGGGUCUGCCGGUGUUGGGGGUCCUGAGGGGCAGCGCGGUGGUCGGAGUCCCUCCUGAUGUCAUGGGUAUCGGACCGGCGGUCGCCAUCCCAGCAGCUCUGCAGCAGGCCGGACUGACUGUAGAUGAUAUUGACGUGUUUGAAAUCAACGAGGCCUUCGCCAGCCAGGCGGUUUACUGCGUGGAGAAACUGGGCAUCCCGAUGGAGAAGGUGAACCCGAACGGUGGAGCCAUCGCCCUCGGUCAUCCUCUGGGCUGCACCGGCGCUCGCCAGGUGGUGACGCUGUUCAACGAGCUCAGACGUCGAGGCAGGAGAGGGUACGGAGUCGUGUCCAUGUGCAUCGGCACCGGGAUGGGAGCCGCUGCGGUCUUUGAAUACACCGGACCGUAAACACUCAAUCAGCUGUUCUCUUACUGUGAUCAGAAACUACUUCCAGACAGGAGAGAUCAUCUGUUAAUGCUCCGUUAAUACCGAGUCAUUCCUCCAAUAAUCUGCCUUCUCAAAGCCUUUUAAUACCGUUUAAUGCAGACUGUAAUGAUUUAAACAACUACUAAUAACUGCUGUGAUGAUUUUUAGAGAACUGUGAAGGUUUUAUACCGACUGCAACAAAUCAAUGAUUCAAAAUUAAAAUUCAAAAAAGUUUGUUGAUCCGAGAAGAUGAUGCAGGAUACAAUCAUAAGUAUAGGAGACAUUUUUAAGGGAGCUUUUUGUUCGUGAGUCUUUAAAACAAAAUAAAUCGG